AUGAUGUCUGGAAUCAUGAGUUUUCGAGUGGCGGCGUUCUCCGAAACCAUCUACACCAAUGUAAACGGCAAGCACUCAGUUCUCCCCGCCGGCCUCCCGGGCGGAGGACCCGCAAUUGCAGUUCCGUCACGCCUUUACUACAAAGCAACCCCGGAGAAGCCACUCGCAGGUGUUCGUCUCGGUGUCAAAGACAUAUACGACAUCGCAGGGAUCAAAACCGGAAAUGGCAAUCGGGCAUGGUACAACCUCUAUCCUCCUGCAUCUCAGACUGCACCGGCAGUACAAAGCCUCAUUGACGCGGGCGCUGUUGUUGUCGGCAAGGUGAAGACAGCUCAAUUCGCCAAUGGGGAGUUUGCGAACGCCGACUGGAUCGAUUACCACUCCCCGUUCAACCCCAGAGGAGACGGGUACCAGGAUCCCAACUUCUCUUCUGCCGGCGCUGGAGCAAGCGUCGCCUCAUACGAGUGGCUCGAUAUCGCCCUUGGGUCCGACACGGGCGGAAGCAUUCGGGGCCCCGCCCGAGUCCAGGGUCUCUAUGGGUUGAGACCAUCCCACGGGGCAGCAUCUCUGGAUCACACCCUACCCCUGGCUCCGGAGUUCGACACCGCGGGGCUUAUCGCGCGGGACCCCGCUCUCCUUCGGGAUGCGUCCGCUCAGCUGUACGGAGUUUCGGUGUAUUCUUCAAGCGAAUUCCCCAAAAGCCUGCUUGUAGAGUCUUAUCCCGAUGGGCUGAGUCAUGAGACAACAGCAGCUCUGGACCGAUUCCUUGAUGAAUUGAGGGACUUCCUUGGAAUCCAGACAAUCACGCAAUUCAACGUCACCAAAUUGUGGCAAGAUCUACGACCGCCCGCGGCUCCCGAGACGCUCAACGGCCUCCUCAACACGACCUACGCGACCCUCAUCAGCCGACGACAGACUGAGCUGGUACGGGACCCGUUCUACGCCGACUACGGCCGUCUGCACGACGGGCGGCUCCCGUUCGUGAACCCGGUGCCCUUGGCGCGCUGGGCCUAUGGAGAUAGUCUACCAGAGCCCGCAGCUGAUGAUGCCGUCAGAAACAUGACGUUGUUCAAGGAUUGGUUCCAAGACGUGGUACUCAAGCCCGAUAACAGGACAUGCUCGUCGUCUAUCAUUGCAUACGCCAGUCCGCCAGUUACCCAGUACAGAAAUGUUUACCGGAGCCCUCCGACCAUCCCUUUUGGAUUCGCAACUUCGUAUUUGAGCGUGUUCGCUGGGGUUCCAGAUCUACUUAUUCCAAAUCUUCUCGGUAUCCCGGACGCAGACUACUUCGAUUAUGGAGUUCAGCUUCGGGAAUUGGCAAGACGAGAGGGGUUCUCACACAUCCAGUUUGUUCGCUUAGUCGACGUGCUUGGCCUCGGAAACGGCGAUGCCAUGUCCAAGGAUGAACAUCUCGCCGCAGCUGGUACUUGUCGGCGAGAGAUGGAGCAGAGGUUUCUCGGUUCAGACCUCAGCGUCCAGGGCGAGGUUCGGGCCCACCCCGACACAGCACUCACGUACCAGAAGUACGUGAGAUCUGCGCGAGAGGAUCUGCGCUGGGGUCCCGAGGUUGAGCCUGAUAUCACAUCAGACGCAGCCAAGUAUGCAGCUGAGACAGAGCGGAUCGCUGAGCGGAUGACACAGAGACUAAUUGAUCUACAAGACACGCAAAAGUACGAGAUUGUUAAGCGUGAUGGACAACCAUACUUUGUGCGCGAGAAGCAUUUGGAUUUUGACUGGCCGAGUCAUGUCACGAUCCAUCACAAAUAUGGAGGACUAAUUGUGCUGGAAAACACUUCAGAGGCCGAGAGCGACAAGCUGUUGACUCAUGAGCUCGAGCUGAAGCUUGCGAGUUUAGCCCUUAGACGGGGUGGCGCAAAGGUUCGAGGAUUCAAGACGUUGCAUGCCUAA
Colletotrichum chrysophilum is the source of this 1908-nucleotide messenger RNA. RefSeq lists its product as uncharacterized. The transcript has 4 exons. NCBI's taxonomy places the organism in Eukaryota, Fungi, Ascomycota, Sordariomycetes, Glomerellales, Glomerellaceae. The coding region runs from base 1 to 1908 and encodes 635 amino acids. The record is from RefSeq and is a predicted model, not a curated record.